AGAGCAGAACUGGCAGCCGUGAUCUGAGGAGGACACGGAGGCAGCAGAGACCAUGGUGUUCCCCUCAGCACCUCCCUGCACACAGCCCAUCACCUGGCAGGGGUUCCUGCUCACAGCAUCACUUUUAAACUUCUGGAGCCCACCCACCACUGCCCAAGUCAUGAUUGAAGCCCAGCCACACGUUGUUUCAGAGGGGAAGGAUGUUCUUCUGCUUGUCCACAAUUUGCCCCAGAAUUCUAUUGGCUACAGCUGGUUCAGAGGGAAAAUUAAGGACAUCAACUAUUACAUUACAGCUUAUUUAAUAGAAACUGACAUAACUAUAUUUGGGCCUGCAUACACUGGACGAGAAACGAUAUAUCCCAAUGCAUCCCUGCUGAUCGAGACGGUCACCCAAAAUGACGCAGGACCCUACACCCUGCAAGUCAUCACGCAAGGUGAUAGGAAUAAUGGAGAAACUGAACAUUUCACCUUACACCUGGAGACUCCCAAGCCCUCCAUCACCAGCAGCAAGUCAAAAUCCAGGAAGGCUAACGCUGUGACCUUAACCUGUGAACCUGAGAUUAAGGACGCAAACUACCUGUGGUGGAUAAAUGGUGAGAGCCCCCCAAGCAGUAGCAGGCUGCAGCUGUCCAAUGACAACAGAACCCUCAUUCUAUUCAGUGUCACGGAGAAGGAUGCGGGAGUCUAUGAAUGUGAAGUGAAGAACCCAGUGAGUGCCAGCCGCAGUGAUCCAGUCAUCCUGAAAAUCCUUCAUGGCCCAGACUUCCCCAGAAUUUCUCCUUCAAAAACCAUUUACCGUCAAGGAAGAAACCUCCACCUCUCCUGCUUCGCAGACUCUAACCCGCCGGCAGAGUAUCGUUGGAUGGUUAACGGGAUGCUUCGGCCGAAAGGACAAGAGAUCCAUGUCCCACAAAUCACUACAAGGAACAGAGGGCUCUAUGGUUGUUUGGUUCAUAACUCAGCCACUGGCAAGAGAAACUUGGUAUUCAAGGAAAUCAAAGUGGUUGGUAAGUGAGUCCCAGCAUCAUUGGCAAUAGGUUUUUAGAUGGAGUCUAUCUGGCUUUCAGAGAGUCAGGAAAACAUGUUUAUUCCCAGCCUGUGUCCCGUAGGCACAGGCAAAUUUGAAAUUCUCCUCCUGAACCCACCCAAUUUGUCUCUACAGACACCGUUUUCCUUAUUUCUCAUGACCGACCUUGUGUCCAGCCUGAGCAAAGUAGGGAGGGGGCUUGUCAGCCCUGAGCCCUAUGUGGUGGAAGAGGCUUCACAGAGGGACAAGAAGGAGCAUCCUCGAGAUCAGUUGCUUCUCGCUGUCACCAACACAUCCCUUUCUGUCACGUCUUUGUUUUCUUUUACCUACUUCAUGAGCUUCAAGAAACAUCUGAGGCUUUGAAACAAGCUCAUACUUUUCCCCCACAUGAGAGGAGGAAGCCCCUUGGAUGAGGGAGGAGCAGCUCAGACUCUGCUCCCUGCUCUGCUCCAGGCUCCUCUGUGACUGGCCCUGCCUGACUGCACCUGGGGUGGGACCAGUGUGUGUGGAGAAAGAGCCCCGGUGGCCUGUUCUGAAUGUGGCUAAGUCGAGUUGCCAGUUGAAGCCAAGUGUCCCCUGGGUCAGG
This is a messenger RNA of Callithrix jacchus (white-tufted-ear marmoset), 1613 nucleotides long. The record is from RefSeq and is a predicted model, not a curated record. NCBI's taxonomy places the organism in Eukaryota, Metazoa, Chordata, Mammalia, Primates, Cebidae.